Molecule: messenger RNA, 1723 nt
Organism: Esox lucius (northern pike)
Lineage: Eukaryota; Metazoa; Chordata; Actinopteri; Esociformes; Esocidae
Gene: bckdhb
Product: branched chain keto acid dehydrogenase E1 subunit beta
Exons: 11
Coding region: 32-1210 (392 amino acids)
Biological process (GO): branched-chain amino acid catabolic process; response to nutrient
Molecular function (GO): catalytic activity
Source: RefSeq, a predicted model, not a curated record
GCUGAUCCAUUUCUGUUCUCUCACAACAGCAAUGGCGGCUUCUGCAAGGUUGCUGUUCAGAGGUGCAGGCUUAAAAGCCUAUACCGCAAAUGUAAACAGCGGUGCUCAGAGCUCUUUUGGUACAACUCUGUUGAGGUUAUCCCCGAAUUGCUCAUCCCAAACAAAAACACAAAUAAAGCAUGCAUCGCACUUCACCUACCACCCUGACCCUGUCCCGACAAUGUAUGGCCCCACUACAAAGAUGAACUUAUUCCAGUCUGUGACCAGUGCCUUGGACAACACACUUGCCAGUGACCCAACUGCAGUAAUCUUUGGAGAAGAUGUGGCCUUUGGUGGUGUAUUUCGUUGCACUGUGGGUCUCCGGGACAAAUAUGGUAAAGAUCGUGUCUUCAACACUCCUUUGUGUGAACAGGGCAUUGUGGGAUUUGGAAUCGGGGCAGCCGCCGCCGGUGCCACAGCCAUCGCUGAGAUCCAGUUUGCUGACUACAUUUAUCCUGCCUUUGACCAGAUUGUAAACGAAGCAGCCAAGUACCGCUAUCGCUCUGGCAACCUGUUUGAUUGUGGGAACCUCACAAUCCGGGCACCCUGGGGCUGCGUGGGGCAUGGCUCGCUUUACCAUUCCCAGAGCCCAGAAGCCUUCUUCGCCCACUGCCCAGGGAUCAAGAUUGUUAUACCCAGAGGUCCUGUCCAGUGUAAGGGACUGCUGCUGUCGUGCAUCGAAGAUCACAACCCCUGCAUAUUCUUUGAGCCCAAGAUUCUCUACAGGGCAGCGGUGGAGCAGGUCCCUACAGAAGCAUACACCAUCCCACUGUCGCAGGCCGAGGUUUUGCAAGAAGGUAGUGAUGUCACACUGGUCGCCUGGGGAACACAGAUUCAUGUGCUGAGGGAAGUAGUCAGCAUGGCGCAGGAGAAACUUGGUGUCUCAUGCGAACUUAUAGAUCUGCAGACUAUCUUGCCUUGGGACACCGAGACGGUUUGCAAGUCGGUGGCCAAGACCGGACGGCUGCUCAUCAGUCACGAGGCUCCAGUCACGGGUGGCUUCGCUGCCGAGAUCAGCUCUACAGUUCAGGAGGAGUGCUUCCUCAACCUAGAGGCACCCAUCACCAGAGUCUGUGGCUACGACACCCCCUUUCCCCACAUUUUUGAACCCUUCUAUAUCCCAGAUAAGUGGAAGUGCUUUGAAGCUGUCAAGAGGUUGAUCAGUUACUGAUCUCCAACUACUGAGUCCCUAGAUCCCACCUCUCUGAGGACCUAUACUCAGAGCCCAUCCCCCUUUUUCCCCUCGCCAUUGUCCUCACCAGUGGACCUUACCCGGAACAAUAGUAGGCCAUUCAGUCAAGACGCAGCGUCCAGACCAGCCGGGCCUGUCUUGGCCCUCCGUUAGCAAACACAGACUGUUACUUCUUGUUUAGUGAACCUUUUCUGUACAUGGGGGAUAGGUGUCCUUGACCUACUACGUUGCCACUGUGCUCUUUCAAUCAGACCCCGAUCCACACAGGCAAUCUCACAAACACUAAUGUGUGUAGUGUGUCUUAAAAUGUGAGCUUUGACUCUCAGAAUAGCUUGUUUGUUGUCUCUUUACCUCUGUCCCCCCCCCCGCUUUGCUGUAAUUCAGUCUCUUUGCUUUUCUAACAACUGCUUUGUUUGACGUCAAAUUGACUGUACUAAAAAUAAUGGACCUGUGGUUUUUAAUGAAAAUAAAUGAUUUGACCGUGCAUUGUUA